AUGUCCCUGACUGCAAGUGACAAGGCUGCUGUCCGUUCCAUCUGGAACAAGGUUUCCCAUCAGGCCAGUGAACUAGGUGGUGAGAUUAUGGACAGGCUUUUCACUAACCAUCCCCAAACCAAACAUUUAUUUAGCCACAUUGACCUGACUCCUGGCUCUGCUGACAUCAAAGCUGAAGGGGGAAAGCUUAUGGAUGUUAUUGGAAAUGCAGUCAAUCACAUGGAUGACCUUGCUGGCAACCUGUCAACUAAAAACCUGCCUGUAUACAAACUUUGGACAGAUCCAAAAACCAAUAAACAUCUUCCAGUAGAUCACUACCUAAUUGAGCGCCCUAAUCGAUGUCCAAGAAGGGCAAACCCCCGGAACCAACAGUGGACGGAAAACUGGGAAUCUGCACCAGUUCUUCACGUCCCCGGCCGUCUCCACACAUUCAUCCAUGGCUAA
Molecule: messenger RNA, 444 nt
Organism: Nanorana parkeri
Lineage: Eukaryota; Metazoa; Chordata; Amphibia; Anura; Dicroglossidae
Product: hemoglobin subunit alpha-3-like
Exons: 3
Coding region: 1-444 (147 amino acids)
Biological process (GO): oxygen transport; hydrogen peroxide catabolic process
Cellular component (GO): haptoglobin-hemoglobin complex; blood microparticle; hemoglobin complex
Molecular function (GO): oxygen binding; iron ion binding; heme binding
Source: RefSeq, a predicted model, not a curated record